CGCAUUUCCAAACACUGCUCCUUCAUCAUUCGUGAGCAUCACAACAAGAUCGUGAACUUAGCAGAUCGGCCUACCAUGGAAGACUGGCAUCGGAAAUACAUGCUUGCGGAGAGCGACAGCUUCCAUGUCGAGAUGCUGGGGGUGGGAUACUCGGAGCUGAUCCGUGAUCUCGAAUCCGACCAGCUUGACACCGACGCAAUUGAGCGCCGCGUCCAGCAGCUGGCCAACAAGGCCGAUAUCUCAAAGGGAUUUUGCGCAAGUUGCCGCAAUCUAUUUAAUCACUGGCCUGCCCUCGAUGAAAAGGAAUGGGACUCUGCUGUUCUGAGAUACUUCAACACAGAGGAGUUAGAAGCCUUCUCCCGCGCCGGAUGCAAGUUCUGCGCCUUCAUCAUGGGCAGGUUCCAGCACCACGAGGGACUCCUUGAUAAAUUCCGCAAGAUUGAGGCAAGAUUCGCUGAGGAGGACGAACCUGCCAGGUGUUCGUUGGCUGUUCAGAAUGUCGGGGAAGGGAUUGGAGAGAACGCGACGAGUCAGGCGCUCUGGGUGAACCUGCCUGGCAAAGAAGUCUCACACUGCAACUACGCUUGUGACCAAGAGCUGGCUGAUUUUGUAUCUGAAGUUCUUCCCAAAGAUGCCAAACUUUGGGACGAAGAUAUUGAGUCCUUAGACCUCGUCAAAACGUGGCUCUCUGACUGUGAUGAGACUCACCAAAAGGAGUGUAGCAGCCGAAAGCUGCAGGAUGGGCCAGGCCGAUUGAUUUCGAUCCAGGCCGACCCCAUCAAGUUGGUCGAGACGGCAUCGCUAGAAAGCCUUCCCCAGUAUGCUACUCUGACGUACUGCUGGGGAAAAGCCGCCUUUUUCAAAUUGACACAAGACACAUAUGCCGAGUUUCUGGCCGGCGUUUCGCUUGACCGCCUGCCACAAACAUUCCAAGACGCCGUCAUAGUUGCAAGACGCCUGGGAUUAUCACACAUUUGGAUCGAUGCCCUCUGUAUCAUACAAGAGGAGCCUGGCAAGGCGGAUUGGCUGAAAGAAUCUGGUCGAAUGAGGUCAGUGUACGGUGGCUCACAUGUUACCCUUGCAGCAAGUUCGGCGACCGAUGUCCAUCAAGGCUUCCUAGCAUCUGCAUUGUCCCCCAAGUACCAAGGUGGCUUCUAUGCGCAGGUAUCCACCGACAAGUACACCAGAAAGCAGAACUUUCACAGCGCCGGAGUAUUUUUCGAAUCUAUUCUGCAGACCCCCCUGGCUGAGCGUGCUUGGGCUCUUGGAGAGAGACUUCUUUCGCGUCGCACCGUCCAGUUCAGUGAAUACGGCGUCUUUUGGCAGUGCCAUGCUACAUCCCGAUCCGAGUUUAUCCCCGGCGGGUUUGGGGGGCACCCAGGGCCGACUCUCAUGUUUGCGGAUGAAGAGCCGCUGCCAUGGAUGGACGUCAUGUGCCAGUACUCUGAGGCUAAGCUCACAUAUGCAUCUGAUCGACUGCCCGCGUUAUCUGGUAUUGCAGCACGCCAGCGCGAGAUCACCGGAGAUAAAUACUUGGCGGGUUUGUGGGAGCAAGAUUUGGUCCCCUCUCUGCUGUGGUUUAGCCUGGAUGCUACUGAAAUGAAGGAGCGGCGUUCACCCAGCUGGACCUGGGCUUCCAUCGAUGGACCAUGCAGCGUCAAGGAAUUCACUAAGAAGGGCGGAAAGCCGCAAGCAAGACUUUUGGAAUCGUGGACGAAGCUCCUUGGACCAGACCCCUUUGGCGCAGUCACGGACGGUGGAAUUACACUGGCCUGCCAGUCUCUUAUACCAGCCACACUCGACCGUGAGGGGCCACAGAGCCUUGAUACCGGGUCCGACUCCCCCGAGGUACCUGAAACCAAGAAGGUGCCCUCGGUUACGAUCCAGGAAUCUAGUCUCCUACCAUUUCCGGUAAAGUUGGAUUGUAUUGAACAAGAAGCAGCCAGGAAUGAGUCCGUGUACCUCCUUCCUGUCAUGGCCGGUCGUGUGUCUAUGUAUGUCGAUGAAGCCGAAGAGAUGAAGUGCGAGGACCCACACGUCGAGUAUGCUGGCCUUGUUCUUAGGUCUGUUGACAACAUGCCUGGCCAUUUUGUCCGUCUUGGUCUCUUUGGAUUUUCAAACCAACCGUGGGAGCCUGGAGUGGCGGGGAGAGAUCUGUAUGCUGAUUUCAGUAGUGCCCUGGAGGAACGGGGUGAGGAGACAGCCAAGUCGGUUUGCUUGGAGAUCAACGAGGAUGCAGACUAUCCGAAGCAGCGAUUUGUGAUCAAGAUCAAGUGA
Clonostachys rhizophaga is the source of this 2277-nucleotide messenger RNA. NCBI's taxonomy places the organism in Eukaryota, Fungi, Ascomycota, Sordariomycetes, Hypocreales, Bionectriaceae. The record is from the annotation of a GenBank genome assembly.